Ceutorhynchus assimilis (cabbage seed weevil) is the source of this 903-nucleotide messenger RNA. Lineage: Eukaryota; Metazoa; Arthropoda; Insecta; Coleoptera; Curculionidae. The record is from the annotation of a GenBank genome assembly.
UUAAUUUUAAAUUUUAAAAGGCAUGACACAUGAAGAUUUAAGUUUAUACUUAUUAUGAAUAAAAGUUUGUGUUGCAAAAUAUUGAAUUAUCAUAAUUUACUACUGAAGAAUUUUAUCUGGAACAACUCAAAGUUUUUCAUUAGAGAUUUUUCCAAGAUAUCCAACCAAAUGCUACGCCCUUUAGUAUUCUGCGGCCCGUCGGGUUCAGGCAAAAGUACCCUAGUCAAACGCCUAAUGAACGAUUUUCCAGACAAAUUCGGAUUCACCGUGAGCCACACGACGCGCUCACCAAGACCCGGAGAAAUCCACGGAAAGCACUAUUAUUUCACCGACGAACGCACCAUAAGACAAGCUAUUGAAAAAGGAGAAUUCAUCGAACACGCAGUAUUCAGCAGCAACAUAUACGGAACCAGCUUCGAAGCAGUGGAAAGUAUCACUAGGCAAGGCAAAGUAGUACUGAUGGACAUCGAUAUGCAAGGCGUCAGGCAAGUGAAAAAAACCAAUCUGAAUCCUUGGUGUGUGUUCGUACAACCGCCUUCAAUCACUGAAUUGAGGAAGCGGUUGCUCAAAAGAAAAACCGAAAGCGAGGAAAGCUUAGAGAGGCGAAUAGCUAAUGCCAGAGAGGAAAUUGCUUUUGGUUUGCAGGCCAGGAACUUCGAUAAAGUUAUUGUCAAUGAUAAUUUGGAUAAGGCUUAUAAGGAAUUGAAGGAUUUUGUUGAAGAUAAAGUGUUGGGUUCGAGGAUAACUUUGAUGUGAUAGUUUUUGACAGUAUUAUUUAUUAAGGGGAAGGCUAAUUUUUGCUUGAUUGAUGAAAUAUGUUCAAAUUAAUCGCUUUUCCAACUUUGAAGUUAGGUUAAGACUUGUGUGUGUGUUUUUUUAUUAAUAAAAAUAUUUGCAUCUGUG